AUGGAUGUCUUAUUGCGAGAAAGUGCAUUCGGCCGAAUUCUCAACUACCUCUCCAAUGGCAACCUCCUUCGGGCCCCAGACCAUGCCGGGUCGAAAAGUGAAGUGACAACGAGCGAGAGUCCGUCGCCUACAUCUCCAGAUGCUCUUGACCUUAUCCUUGUGGAUUUUAGCGGACCCGAUGAUCCAGACAUUCCCAGGAAUUGGCCAAUGUUGGCGAAGACAGUUGCCAUGAUCGAUGUGAUGUUAUUGAACUUCAGUUUCUACGCGGCGUCAGCAAUCUUCACGCCGAGUAUUCCUUUGAUUGAGGAGGAUUUAGGUGCGACGACUGCCGAAGGAACAUUGGGACUCUCCCUUUUCGUUAUAGCAUAUGGCAUUGGGCCUCUCAUUCUUUCUCCUCUGUCCAACUUACCCUCGAUUGGACGCACUCCGGUAUAUGUUCUCGGCUCUUUUGCAUUUUGCCUGUUUAAUAUUGGGACUGCCCUGGCCAAGAACCUGCAAACCAUACUAGUCCUGCGCUUUUUUGGAGGUCUAGUUGGAAGUGCGCCUAUUAGUGUGGGAGGUGCUACACUGAUGGAGGUCUUCAAGCCUAACCAGUGCCCGUAUGCGAUUGCCCUGUACGCGGUCAGUGGAGUCUGCGGGCCGAUUUUAGGGCCGAUACUCGGGACUCUGGUAAUAGAGCGCUGGCAAACAUGGACUGCGACUCUGUGGCUUCUCUCAGGUGUCACAGCCUUUACGACAGUGUUCAUAUUCUUCUUAUUGCCCGAGACAUUGAGCACCAAUAUCCUUCUACGCCGGGCACAAAGACUACGCAGACAGACGGGAGACCCUGCAUAUCAAAGUCAAGCCGAAUUAGAUACACCAGGCGCAUCUCUUGCCGUGCGCAUUGCUAGACAAACAGUGGAUGACUUCAAACUCUCUUGCACGGAUCCAGUAAUCCUAUUUGUCAACAUGCAUACGAUGCUCAUCUAUGGCAUACUGUACCUAUGGUUUGAGUUCUUCCCAUUCGGUGGGUCAACCCAAUUCUGGCCUUACUUCCAUGGCAAUUACUCACUGGUGAUAGUGUUCGAUGGAAUCUACCAUUUCAAUGAUAUUCAGCAAGGCCUUGCAUUCUUUGGUAUCCUUGUGGGUGCCGCACUUUCCGUCAUUGUAUACGUCCUAUGGUUAUACUUUUCAUACCAGCCACGGGUCGCAAAUUCGGACAUCAUUGUCGAACCUGAAGCGCGUCUAGUCCCCGGUCAAAUCGGAGCAGUGUGCAUUCCGAUCUGUCUCUUCAUUUUCGCCUGGACAUCUCGAGAGAGCGUACAUUGGAUCGUUCUAUUAUUGGGACAGCUUUCUUUGCACCAGGCUUUUAUCUCACAUUUCAGUAAUACCUUCUUCCGAAGCUCAUUCGGUGGUGCAUUACCUUUGGCUGCUCCGCAGAUGUUGAAGUCGCUCGGUAUUGGAUGGUCGUCGAGCACGUUGGGCUUCAUUUCCGUUGCGAUGCUUCCCUUACCUUUUAUUCUGGAGCGGUAUGGAAAGCGUCUACGCUCAUGGAGCAAGUAUGCCAACUAG
This is a messenger RNA of Aspergillus tubingensis, 1551 nucleotides long. Its product is annotated as caffeine resistance protein. Lineage: Eukaryota; Fungi; Ascomycota; Eurotiomycetes; Eurotiales; Aspergillaceae. Bases 1 to 1551 code for a protein of 516 amino acids. Gene Ontology annotation, biological process: xenobiotic detoxification by transmembrane export across the plasma membrane. Gene Ontology annotation, molecular function: fluconazole transmembrane transporter activity. The transcript is spliced from 8 exons. The record is from RefSeq and is a predicted model, not a curated record.